Phyllopteryx taeniolatus (common seadragon) is the source of this 4262-nucleotide messenger RNA. It is a transcript of the gene chdh, whose product is annotated as choline dehydrogenase. Lineage: Eukaryota; Metazoa; Chordata; Actinopteri; Syngnathiformes; Syngnathidae. Gene Ontology annotation, cellular component: mitochondrial inner membrane. Gene Ontology annotation, molecular function: choline dehydrogenase activity; flavin adenine dinucleotide binding. The coding region runs from base 161 to 2056 and encodes 631 amino acids. The transcript has 9 exons. The record is from RefSeq and is a predicted model, not a curated record.
GAGGCGUUCUCGCCGUGUUGGCUCUACGGAGAUUUCCAAAAAAAGAAAGUUGAAAGAUCAAAAAGGCCUUCGCUGCUGAUAUGGUUUUAGGCUCCGCCCACUCGAGCAGCUCGCGUGUGCUCCGCUCGCCUUUCAAACGCAGACCGCCGCAAGAAGCAGGAUGUUGUCUCGGACCCUGUCCCGCUCAGUCGGGAGCGCGAGAUGUUCGGCGCCCGGCGGGAGCGUCUUCACCCCUUUGCCCGAUCGUCGGUUUUCCCGCCGUUACGGACGCGUCGGCACCGCAGACUCUCACGGGACUCCGGCGUCAACUUCUUCAGCCCGUCCCAAAUCGUACAGUUACGUCGUCGUCGGGGCGGGCUCGGCAGGCUGCGUUCUCGCCAACCGCCUGACGGAGGACGCCCGGGAAUCGCUCUUGUUGCUGGAAGCCGGGCCGAAAGACUUGUGGCUCGGCAGCGUACGGUUGUCGUGGAAGAUCCACAUGCCGGCUGCGCUGACCUACAACCUUUGCGACAACAAGUAUAACUGGCACUACCACACUUUGCCUCAGGCCCACAUGGACCAGCGGGUCAUGUACUGGCCGAGGGGGCGCGUCUGGGGCGGCUCGUCCUCGCUCAACGCCAUGGUGUACGUGCGCGGGCACGCCGAAGACUACGACCGCUGGCAGAGGGAAGGCGCGGAGGGCUGGGAUUACGACGGCUGCCUGCCUUACUUCCGGAAGGCGCAGUGCCACGAACUGGGCGCCGACAGGUACCGCGGCGGCAGCGGCCCGCUGCACGUGUCCCGGGGGAAGACCGACCAUCCUCUUCACCGGGCUUUUAUCGAGGCCGGGCAGCAGGCGGGAUACCCGUUCACUGACGACAUGAACGGAUACCAACAAGAAGGCUUGGGCUGGAUGGACAUGACCAUUUUUAAAGGGAAGAGGUGGAGCACAGCCAGCGCCUACCUGAGACCGGUCCUGGAUCGACCCAACCUGAAGACCGAGGUGCGCUGCCUGACCACCAAGAUCCUGUUCGAUGGCCGCCGAGCUGCGGGCGUGGAAUAUGUGCAGAACGGAGAGACGAAACGGGCGUUUGCGGAUAAAGAGGUGAUCCUGAGCGGCGGCGCCAUCAACUCCCCGCAACUUCUGAUGCUGUCCGGCGUGGGGAACGCCGACGAGCUCAGGCCGCACGGCAUCCCCGUGGUCCAACACCUACCGGGUGCGUUUGGCAACAUUCCUCGGUCGACAGGAGACGUCGUUGACGCCGAUGCGUUCUCAGGCGUGGGCGCCAACCUGCAGGAUCAUUUGGAGUUGUACGUCCAGCAGAAGUGCACUCAGCCCAUCACGCUGUACAAAGCCCAGAAAGCUUUCCGCAUGGUCCAGAUAGGCCUGGAGUGGCUCUCGCUCUUCACCGGUUACGGAGCGACGGCGCACCUGGAGAGCGGCGGCUUCGUCCGCAGUCGGCCGCGUGUGCCGCAUCCAGACAUCCAGUUUCACUUCCUGCCCUCGCAGGUCAUCGACCACGGGCGGGUCGCUUCAAAGAUAGAAGCUUAUCAGGUUCACGUGGGACCAAUGAGAAGCACUAGUGUCGGCUGGAUGAAGCUGAAGAGCCCCGACCCCCGGGACCACCCGAUCCUGCAGCCCAACUAUCUCGCCACAGAUGUCGAUGUUUUGGAGUUCAGAGAAUGUGUCAAACUCUCCCGGGAGAUUUUUGCCCAGAAGGCCUUCGACCCGUUCCGGGGCGCCGAAGUCCAGCCCGGUCCUCGGAUCCAGUCCGACGCCGACAUCGAUGCCUUCGUGCGCCGCAAGGCCGACAGUGCGUAUCAUCCGUCGUGCACGUGCAAGAUGGGCGCGACCUCCGACCCGACGGCGGUCGUGGACUCCCGGACGCGCGUGCUCGGCGUCGAGGGCCUCCGCGUGGUCGACGCGUCCAUCAUGCCGAGCAUCGUUAGCGGCAACCUCAACGCACCGACCGUCAUGAUAGCGGAGAAGGCCGCCGACCUCAUCAGAGGUCGCCCGCCGCUGGUUGACCCGCAGGUUCCGGUGUAUCGGCCGCCGACGCUGGACACUCAAAGAUAAAGCCACGACAUUUACUUUCCCAUCAUGUUACUACACAGAAGAUACAUGCGCAUAUCCCAAUCGCGAGUUAAUCACAGGCCUCAGUUAGGAAAGCCUUCACACAGGAAGCAAUUGCACAUCUGCAUUUACUGUACGUGACAAACGACAGCUGGUCGCGACCGAUGACACUUGGGAGGAGAGCGACAGCGUCAUUGAAGGGACAAACUUCAGGUGUGCACAACAACAUGGUUUGCUUAAGCUAAUGCACUCAAAUAUAGAAAAACACGCGUGUAAAAUAACGGAUUGAUUCAAAGAAACAAAGGAAUAGUGUUAGCGAUGCGCUAAUGACUAUAUAUAUAUAUAUAACCGAUUCUAACUUUGUCUGGCUCAUUUAAAUACAGGUCGACUUCAUCCAAAUGACUCCGUAUACAUCUGUGCUACAUCUACUGAGCACAGUUUUUUCUGGAGGGGUAAAAAAGAGAAAUGUGUGCUGGUUUUCACGUUACGUGUAUGCAUGUUCUUCUCUUGCUUGGGUGGGUGGGUUUCAUCGAUAGACACUUGCUUCCUCCCGCAUUCCAAAACAUCCAUGUUGGGAUUAUUGAAGAUUCUCAAUUUUGCAUUGGUGUGUUUGCAAUUUGCAACCAGUCAGCUGUGAUAGGCGCUGAUUCACCCUUGACCCAAAGGAACACAAAUGCAAAUUGAUAGAAACGUCUCCAAUCUCAGGUGUGUUUGACGUUCGUUAAAUGGCGCCGGCCAAUGAAAAACAAUAUGUUUGCUAACGAGCCAUGUUUCAAACGCUUGAUCAGUUCAUCGGCCGGCGAUCUUCAUCUGUUGUUUCUUUUCAUCUUCGAUUCCUAAAUUGAGGUCACGGCAAUGCGCUUUGUUUUAUCUGAAAAGAUCACAAGUGAGCAGUCGUCUUCCUUCCUCAGUACGUGACUUUGCGCUCACUUGUACCGUCGCGGGACGUCGGCCCCAAAUUGACACAGAGCAGAGAACUGUUCAAAAAACCCAUAUGGCAGACCCUUGAGAAGGCAGAAGCCUUCGUGCGGGUUUGGUUUCCACUCGCAUCUGUUUCAACCGUGACACUGGAAUCUUCCAGCUUUGAUUGCGUAACCUUAAUCUUUUCCCGUACACAGAAGAAGAAGAAGAAGAAGAAGAAGAAGCAGCGCUUGGUUUACUGGCAUGGCAAAAUGCUUUUUGCUUUUUUGUUUUGUUUCGGGGGAGUGUUGCCAUGGCCACUUCUUGUUACGUAGAAUUCGGUUUCCGCAUCCCAAAAAAGGCCACAUGCCUCAUGACUAAACGAGGGGCUCAUUUUGCAAUACUACAAUGACCGAAUAUCAAAUAGCCACUGUGCAAGUCUUACAAACUCGAGCAAAUGUCGUGUUUUACCAUUUCCUACGUCAUACGGAUGUUUAUUGAUCUUUAAGCAAGUGGAAAUUGCUACCUGCGAAGAUGAUUGGAAGAUAUUGUUCAUGCAGUAGAAGGCCGCAUCGUAGUGGCGUCAGUAGUCAUAAACUUUAAACACUUGAAAGCGGGCAAAAUUGCCGUAAUGACCCCCUACAAUAGCAGCUAGCAUAUAAUAAUACAAAACUAUCAUAACAAUUGCUCAUUGUCAUUGCCGUGACAACUCUUGGUCACCAACUUGUGAGGUUGAACUUUUUGAAUUCACGAGCUUGUCAUUGAACCAAUGUACAUUUCUUUAUCACGCCCAUCCAUUUUCCAUACUGCUUUAUCGUCACGCGGGUCGCGAGCCUAUCCCGGCCAUCUUCGGGCGAGAGGCGGGCUACACCCUGAACCGGUCGCCAGCCAAUCGCAGGGCACACAAAGAAACAAACAAGCAUUGGCUCUCACUUUCGCACCUACGGGCAAUUUAGAGGCUUCAAUCCACCUACCACGCGUGUUUUUGGGGAUGUGGGAGGAAACCGGAGUGCCUGGAGAAAAGCCACCCGGGUUUGUUUACCACAGUGUCUUGAGAGGAAAAAAAUAAAGAAUAAUGAAAUUGCGCUUCUUAAAUGAAGGGGGAAACAACGAUUGGUAUUGUUAUUAAGCAAAUUUGAGCAGUUGCACAUUGAACGCACUGUGAUAAUUAACAUGUAACGAGUCCGAAGUGUCUCAGUAAGCUUUGCAAAAACUUGAAUGCUACGACAUGAAAUGCGCUUUUUAAUGUUGAAAUCAUCUUAAAUGUGUUCAUUGUAAAAGGGAAAACAAUUAAAAGCCUUCCAGCUUU